AUGUGGACCCUGGACAGGAAGAGUGUCCUUGGGGAUGAAUAUUCUCCCAACAGAGAUGACACCUUGACUGAGAAGCCUGACCUCCCCUUCUGGGCCCUCAUCCUCAUCUGCUUGGCGGGCCUCCUGGUGCUCAUCACAGGCCUGAUCUGCUGUCUCCUGGUUGCAAUGCAGGCAGGGAUUAACUUGGGGACAGCUGUGUCAAGAGGAUUGUAUCAACCAGCAACAAUCUUUAUGGGCCGCCAAAUGUCAGCCAUCUCAAGCACUGGAGAUGUUAGUACAGAGCGGAAAUCUCCCCAACCCACGAAGAACUUCAGAACAAUUCCUGACCCAUGUUCACAGCAACAGACAGCCCAGAGCAGUGAUGUGACAGACAGCUAUGUAGUCUGCACUAAUAGUGGCACACAGUGCUUAAAUAAGUCUGACAAAAUAGAUGGAAGGACAUCUCUUCAGAUUGAUGAGAAAAUGCCAGUCACAGCCAGCCCAUUGUCUGAGGAGGAAGAGACUCAUUGCUUGGAGAUAGGAAGCAACUCACAUCACGGCAAGAGUAAUUUAUCUGAAAGCAGAAAGUCUGCUGAACUCCAUUCCCUGUUACGGGGAAGAUUACGUCCAGGGAGCAGAACCACUGAUUUAAAGUGUGACAGUUCCAGCAGAUCAGGGGCAUCAGAGGGAGAUAUACUGACACGGGAACAUAUUGAAGUCAAGGAAGACAGUGCCAGACUACCAGACGCUCCGAUAUCAGUCUCAGAAUACUGUGCAUCUGAAAGUAAGUGUUCUCAAGAGAAGCAUUCUGCUCAGGAAGGUUUCUCAGAUCAUCCUCCUCACGGGGACCCCGAGGCACAGAAGCCCUUCAGGAAAAUGCAGCAACAGCAGGAAGAGGAAGGUCUGAGCAGCAGCAGUGACCUCACAGUUGCCGUAAGUGAAGAUGAUCUGAUUUUAGAGAGUCCAGAACCACAGCCAGAUCCCAGUGACAAGAUGGAGGGAGAAGAUGGAAUAGAGGCCUUAAAAUUAAUCCACUCUGAGCAAGAAAGAGGUGCCCUAUCCACCGAAAAACAUAAUUGUAUUUUGCAAACUCUAAGCUCUUCUGAUUCAAAAAAGGAAUCCUCCGCUAACUCACCAACAAGAGAGCUCUAUAAUCACAGUGACAUUCUGAAAGAAGACCUUGAAGUCUGUGGAACAGCUGUCCUUCACCAGCCUCCGAGACUCUUACCUGGAGGUGGCAGCCAUGAAAAGCAAGUCAGAUUUCUAAUGUGUCUCCUAUCUCUGCGUUAUGGAUCUGAACAAGCGUCAGCCUCAGGCUUGUUGAGGGCACAGUUGGGUCAGCACAUGGCCACCUUGAAAGAACGUGAUAAUUCUAUCACAGAAGAGGUAGCUAAGAAGUCUGAAGUUUUCCUAGUCACAAACGUGGACCAGAGGACAGGGGUUACAGCGUUAUUGAAAAAAGCCCCUACAGAAGAGUGUGACGAUAGUUCGGCCGUUCACAGUAAUGAAUCAUCUUGCAGCUUGCCAUCUAUUCUGAAUGACAGUAGUGGAAUAAAGGAAGCUGAACCCACUCUAUGGCUCAACAGUGUUCUUACAAGGGAACAAGACGUUUCAAGUGGCUGCGGAGACGAGAGCAAGGAAGAGAGCGUGGCAGCAAAGAUUCCAAUCACAGAAACAAAAGCCUACCAGUUGCUGAAGUGGUCUACCCUUCAGGAUAAUACAACUCAAACUGAAGACAGGUUCCAAAAGGCAGAUGCUUCUGCAUCACAACUGUCAGGUUUGAAUACUGGCAGCGGUACAUUCAAGACAAAGACAACUAACAAAAUCGCUUCGGAAGCUAGUUUUUCAUCUAGUGAAGGAAGUCGUUUGUCAAGGUAAAGUCGUGAAAGCCUGU
Molecule: messenger RNA, 1873 nt
Organism: Diceros bicornis minor
Lineage: Eukaryota; Metazoa; Chordata; Mammalia; Perissodactyla; Rhinocerotidae
Product: centrosomal protein kizuna-like
Exons: 12
Coding region: 1-1857 (618 amino acids)
Biological process (GO): spindle organization
Cellular component (GO): centrosome
Source: RefSeq, a predicted model, not a curated record